UAUAAUGGAUAUUAUAUCACAAAAUGAAGUCGAUUUUUUUAUUGACCAUAUUAAAGAAUCAAAACUUAAUGAACUUGGAUCAAAAAUAUGGUAUGAUAGUCAUGAUCGUUUGCAAAAACUUAACCAACAGGCUACGUUGGAAGCUUCUAAAGGAGGAGAAGAAUAUAUUAAGGAUCAGCUCAUUAGUUACGGAAAAGUUCCUAUUAUUGUACACGAAGCUAUUUGUGUAGCUAUAUGGAGGGAGAAAGUUUUUCCAGAAUUACUAUGUAUUAUACCUAAUCCUACACAAUCAUUCACAUUAUAUUUUAUAUUAUUUCAUGAAACUGUAGCGAUUGGACUAUUACAAAAGAUACUAUUUCACGAGGAAGGUGCUCAGUCUUUAGGAAAUUAUGCUUUGGAUCUGUUUGACCAUAUAAUAUUUUCAAUCACACAUAUAGCUAUUGGAAAUACAAAUAAUUUCCAAAUCUGCUCGAAAAUAACUGAUAUGUCAGUAAUGGAUGAAAUAAUCGAACAUAAACAUAAAAUACAAUUUGAAGUGGGAAUUUGUUGUAUUGGUAUCAUGUUUAAUAUGUUACUACACAUAAAAAACUUAUCCUUAUCUGUUACCACAAGAAUGACAACUAAUAAUGAUGUUCCAAUGUUAAUAUGUCAACUAUUAAAUGUAAAACCUUGGAUAAAGUUGGAAAACAAAAAAAAGUAUAUUUUUCAAGAUAAUUCCUGGAAAAUAAUGAAUGAAACAAAUAAUAUUAUACCAAAACAAGAAGCUCAUUUAUGGUUAAGUCUACACGAAUUUAUCACAUCGGAACAGCUACGUAACAGUUAUGAAAUAACUCAAUUUCGGAAAAAAAAUCUUAUGCAGUUACAGAAUUUACUCAAUGAUAAUCUUUUGGAUCAAAUUCCACCAUUGAUACACUUAAAACAAUGUUUGUAUCAAUUGAGUCUAACAGAAGUUUCAGCAGGAUUUAAACGUCCACUUAUUAUGGAAUUAAAUACUGAAAUAAGGCCUACUAUUUUAAGUACUUAUACUAAACAAUGGAAAAAAAUCGCUAGAACUCAAGCAGCUUAUUUGUUUGGAAAUGACUCAUAUGAUGUAGCUAAAUCAUUGAGUGAUACGUAUGAACAUAUUGAUCACUUUGAAAUCAAGGAAAAUAUUUGCACUCAUUGUAGACAACCAGCAAAAAAUAGGUGCUCCAAAUGUAAAAAUCAAUGGUAUUGUAGCCGGAAAUGUCAAGUAAGCAAUUGGGAUCAACAUAAAGUAAUCUGCCAGUAACUGAAAUAUAUUUUCUAUAUUAUAUAGUAUAUGUUUAUGUUUUAUAAAUCUUAGUUAUAAAUUAAUUUUGGUAAAU
Molecule: messenger RNA, 1346 nt
Organism: Melanaphis sacchari
Lineage: Eukaryota; Metazoa; Arthropoda; Insecta; Hemiptera; Aphididae
Gene: Zmynd10
Product: zinc finger MYND domain-containing protein 10
Exons: 11
Coding region: 5-1270 (421 amino acids)
Biological process (GO): motile cilium assembly; outer dynein arm assembly; inner dynein arm assembly
Cellular component (GO): cytoplasm; centriolar satellite
Molecular function (GO): protein binding
Source: RefSeq, a predicted model, not a curated record